This is a messenger RNA of Seminavis robusta, 3774 nucleotides long. The record is from the annotation of a GenBank genome assembly. Lineage: Eukaryota; Bacillariophyta; Bacillariophyceae; Naviculales; Naviculaceae.
AUGAAAAGGGAGCUUGUUGCGAAAGAGCAAGAAUGCAGGCGAUGGUGGCAUUUGUUCUUUUGCCUAGUGCUUCUUGCACAUUUUGUGGCGGCCGAGCAGAGCUCCUCAGAAAGGCUAUAUCCAUCGAACCAGCGAUACUUUAGCCGUCGUGUCCAGUCGUUUGGUGAAGUGACCAGGAGCCAUCGCAAUGGCAGUACAAAGAGAAGCAAAUCGGGGAAGGGUGGUAGUACUAGUAGUUCCAAGUCGAGCAAAUCGGCCAGCAGCGAUGCUCACAGAACAAGUGAAAAGUCGUGCAAUUCCAGAAGAAGGAGCAACAGUAAGAGCAAGAGCAAGACUUCCAAAAGCAAAAAUAUUUGGGAGGACGGGGAUGAUCGUUAUGCCCAGGAUGAUUACUACCAAGAUGGGGACGAUUGUGUAGAAGGAGCAGAACCUACACAUGUGCCAGCAGAAACUCCUCAUCCAACAACUCCAAUCUUUGUCCCAGCAACACAUGCACCAACACAUUCACCACGGACUCCCAUGCCCACACCAGAGCUAUUGACUAAUCCUCCUGUGCCAGCGAGUACUUCUGGACCUGAAAUCCCACAAACAACUCCAGUUCCUGAGGUUACCCCUGUUCCUCAGAUUCCCCAAGCUACUCCUGUUCCCGCGGUUACCCCUGUCCCUCAGGUUACUCCCAUUCCUCAGGUUACUCCCAUUCCCCAGGUUACUCCCAUUCCCCAGGUUACUCCCAUUCCUCAGGUUACUCCCGUUCCUCAGAUAACACCCUUGCCGGUAACAGCCGUCCCAGCAACACUCGCGCCGUCAGGUGGUCUCCCAGUUCCACCAGGGAAGGGCAUGAAUCCAGGUUUGCCACAGGUUACGGUCUUGCCCUCCACGACGACAAGCCCUGGACUUCCUGUCAACCCGCAGACUGGGAUUCCCUCGACCACGGUUCCAGGAACAGUGUUGCCAUCCACAGGAGGCACGCCAGCUGCCACUCCAGGGGUGCCAGGUUCAACCAUUAUCCCUUCUACAAUAGGGACACCAGCAUCUUCCACUGGAUCCAGCACUCUCACGCCUGGAGCCACAAUUAUCCCUUCUACAAUAGGGACACCAGUAGGUUCCAUCGGUGCCAGCACUCUCACACCUGGAGCCACAAUUAUCCCUUCUGUCAUUGGGACACCAGCAGGUUCCAUCGGUGGCAGCACUCUUACCCCUGGAGCCACAAUUAUACCUUCUGGCAUUGGGACACCAGCAGGUUCACCUGGAAGCAGCUCACUCGCCCCCGGAGCCACAAUCAUUCCUUCUACAAUUGGCACACCAGCAGGUUCCACAGGUGCCAGCACUCUCACCCCUGGAGCAACGGUUGUCCCUUCUGUCAUUGGAACAGCAGUAGGCUCACCAGGGUCGAGCUCACUCACACCUGGAUCAACUAUAAACCCUUCUGUCAUUGGGACACCAGUAGGCUCACCAGGGUCGAGCUCACUCACACCUGGAUCUACUAUAAACCCUUCUGUCAUUGGAACACCCGUAGGAUCACCAGGGUCGAGCACAGUCUUGCCAGGGGGGACUGCGAACCCUUCUGUCAUUGGGACGCCAGUAGGUUCACCAGGGGCAAGCUCACUCACACCAGGAUCUACUAUAAACCCUUCUGUCAUUGGGACACCCAUAGGAUCACCAGGAUCGAGCACACUCUUGCCGGGGGGGACUGGAAACCCAUCGAUUGGUGCAUCUACACUCAUUCCAGGAUCAACAACGAUAAACCCAUCCAUAAAUGGCACUGAUGGGAAUGCCACCAUUUCUCCAUCAACAAUUGCGCCAUCUACCAUUGCGCCGUCCAAUGUCACUGGCGGCGGGACUUUGCCUCCCAAUGAAACUUUGACGGUAGGUCCAUCUCGGAAUGGAACGCUCACGAUGGCCCCGACAAUAAAUGGCACAAACGGGAAUGCCACCAUUGCUCCGUCGACCGUUGCUCCGUCCAAUACCACAGUGGCGCCUAGCAAUACGACAACAAUCGCCCCAUCCACCACUCUAGCUCCUUCGAAUGGAACUUUGGCGCCUAGCAACGCAACAACAAUCGUGCCCUCCACAGUUGUUCCAUCCAAUGGAACCUCGGCGCCUGGCAACGCCACAAUCGUCCCAUCCACCACUCUGGCUCCGUUCAAUGGAACCAUAGCACCCACAACGGGGAAUCAAACGGCGGCCCCGUCGAAUGGGACCAUUGCACCUAGUAACGCAACAACAGCCAUCCCAUCCUUGACGCUGUCACCUUCUUCCGGUAACCUUACUGCUGCACCUUCGAGCAACUCCACAUUUGCCAAUGUAACUCGUCCACCUUCAGUCAACGCUACUGAUCCACCGGCCGGUAACUCCACAUUUGCCAAUGUAACUCGCCCACCUUCAGUCAACGCUACCGAUCCACCGUCCGGUAACUCUACAUUUGCCAAUGUCACGCUUCCACCGUCAGUGAACGCGACAACGCCACCCUCUGCCAACAUCACUCUGGCUCCUUCGUCGGCUGUGAAUCUUACCCUUCCUCCAGGUUCAAAUCAAACGUCGAAUGACACCGUUCCUUCGUUGCCAGAUCUGGCCCCUGCGCCGCCAAAUCAAACAGACACUCUAGCUCCCAACGUUACUACGUUGCCUCCAAACCAAACGCUCACGCAGGCUCCGAGUUCCAACUCUUCGACUGUUCCACCAUCUGGGAACUCUUCGACUGUUCCACCUGCGAUCCCUCCUCAAGGAAACUUUACAUCAGCUCCAGGGAAUAAUGGAACCAGUACUCAACCGCCCGGCAAUGGAACAUCGACUGUUCCACCCGCGGUCCCUCCGCAAGGAAACUUCACAUCAGCUCCGGGGAAUAAUGGAACCAGUACUCAACCCCCUGGCAAUGGAACAUCGACUGUGCCGCCUGGGCUCCCUCCACAAGGAAAUGUUACAGCAGCCCCAGGGAAUAAUGGGACCAGCACUCAAUCUCCCGGCAAUGGAACAUCUCCAACCAUCUCACCUUCCACAAUAACCCCCUCCAACAAUGGCACAAACACAACUCAAACGAUUGCUCCAAACACCACGCUGGCUCCAAGCAGCAAUGCAACCAACGGAACGGCAACGACAGCUCCAGCGACGACAGCUCCGUCGUUUACAGGCAACUCCACGAACAACUCUACAGGCGGGGCCCCGCUAAAUGCAACGGCCCCACAAGGUCCUCAGCGGGGGAACGCGACAACGUUGCCUAGCAAUCAAACCACGAUACCCCCAGGAGCAGGCAACAACACUGGAAACGGCACUGCUGCCGUUCGAAGUGGAGAAAACAAGUUCAGGGCAACUAAGAAGCUUUCCUUCCAUGCUGUUUUGAAUAUCACCUUUUUUGAAGGUCAAGGAAGGGAGCCGACGGGCGAGGAGAUCCACUCUUUGAUGGAAGAAACUCGACUUUUCUUUACGGAUCUAUUUCAAGCAGCUCCACUUAUAGCAGAGAGGUACAGGGCAUUUGACAUUACGCACGUUGCCUCACUCUACGACGACGACGUUGCGGAUGUGUUUGAGGUCGAGUUUGAUUCCACUUUGGAGGUCUUUCCUCCAGAUGCACUCGUCACCAUGGACACGAUCGCUGAUGUUGUAGAUGCUGCCGACUACGACAGUUUCAUCAGCAACUACGUGUGGCUCAGUGAGCCUUUUCAAAUGAAUGAGUUCUAUCAGACGUUCCAAGUGGAAUUUACGUGUCACUCAGUUGACAUCGAUGACGAAAGGAAGCUACUUGGUACUACUACCUUUGGAUCCUUGGGUCACGGAUGA